UCCGGGGCUACCGCAGCGUCCAUUUUCCCGCGACGAUGCUGCUUCAGCAAACACUCCUCCUUCCUAAACCCUCCUCUCCUCUACCCUUCCCCCCAAACCCUAACCCUAACCCUAAACCCUCUCCGCUCCUCUCCAUCUCUUCCACGACCCCUCGACUCCGGUCGAAACCCUCGCCUCCCUCCGCGUCGUCGUCGUCGUCAGCAACCUCCGAUCCCAUCCCUAACCCUGACCCUAAUCCUAAACCUAACCCUAAAAAACGCCGUUCAAAGCCCAAACCCCCGCCGGAAACAACCGGCGCCGGCGAAUUCCCGUCGACGAUCCCCCGGAAACCGCGCCGUGGGCGCCGGAGCGAGGCGGCGGCGGUGGAGGACUUCGUCCGAGACCGCCUCGAGCGGACCUUCGCCGCCAUACCGGAGAAGAACGCGGGGGUUUUGGAGGGGAAGGAGGAGGAAGUUCUAAAGAGCAGAGAUGAGAGCAUAGAGGAGGAGGAAGAGAAGAAUCAGGUGGUGGUGGAGGAGGAGGAUCCGGAUUGGCCGUUGGAUGCCGACAUCGGGUGGGGGAUACGGUCGUCAGAGUACUUUGAGAAGCAUCCGAUCAGGAAUGUAGUUGUGGAUGGCGUGGAGAUCGAUUGGGAGGGGGAGAUGGAGGAAGGGUGGGUGAAGGAGAUCAACUGCUUGGAGUGGGAGAGCUUCGCAUUCCAUCCGAGCCCUCUCGUCGUUCUAGUCUUCGAGCGCUACAAGAGGGCAGCUGAUAAUUGGAAGCUUCUGAAAGAGUUGGAAAAGGCAGCUAAAGUGUAUUGGAGUGCUAAGGAUAGACUACCUCCUAGGACAGUCAAGAUUGAUAUCAACAUUGAGACAGAUUUGGCAUAUGCACUCAAGGUCAAGGAAUGCCCGCAAUUGUUAUUCCUGAAAGGGAACAAGAUCUUGUAUAGGGAGAAAGAGAUGAGAAGUGCAGAAGAAUUGGUGCAAAUGAUAGCACAUUUCUACUACAAUGCAAAGAGACCUUCAUGGGUUGAUGCCACAGCGGUCGCUCCUCCGUUUUAAUUCCCAUGCGCAAGACUUGUGACAGUUUCCCCCCGUCAAGACGGCAUGGUGUUAGUAUGGCGCUGCAGACUGGCUUGAGACCUUGAAUUCUAUCCAUUUGCAGAUCGAAGAUGCAUUGAUGUGGCACUUCAUACUACGAGGUAAGUGCUGGCUAUCGACUUCGUCAAAUCCAGCAUAGAAGAGGCACCGUCAUUUGCAAUCUCGAAUCUGUAAAGAUACACUUCUAGAGGGCCAACAAUCACUAUUGAGAAUUGUUGGAUGAAAGAAAGAGUUAUUUAGUUUAGCCUUGUAACUGGUUCUCAGAAUGGUGAAAUACUGUAGUGCAUGAUAGUCAUUACGUAAACCACCAGUAUCAUUCGAUGCCCAAGAAGAAUCAACAAGUUCUGAUUUGCUAUUCCAUCCAAGUGAGUGAUUGUGUUAUAGAAGCAACAUUUCGAAUGAAUCAAGAUUUUAUGGUGCCAGUUUGGUAGUA
This is a messenger RNA of Ananas comosus (pineapple), 1515 nucleotides long. RefSeq lists its product as uncharacterized. Gene Ontology annotation, biological process: chloroplast organization; regulation of DNA-templated transcription. The transcript has 5 exons. Gene Ontology annotation, cellular component: chloroplast stroma. The record is from RefSeq and is a predicted model, not a curated record. NCBI's taxonomy places the organism in Eukaryota, Viridiplantae, Streptophyta, Magnoliopsida, Poales, Bromeliaceae. The coding region runs from base 36 to 1043 and encodes 335 amino acids.